AUGUCCUUGCCUAAAGGCAUUCAGCUUGGUCUUCCACUCUUCGUAUUUGGUCCUGAGACACACAUGACAGCUAUUGUUUCAAUGGCGCUUGGCUUACGCGAGAUUCCUGAUGCUGGAACUAUUAGUUCAGCAGCUUUUGUCCGCCCGGCACUGUCCAUUGGCUCUGCUUUGGUUCAUACCGGAGACUUCAGAGGCCCAAAGCAUUCUCCUAAGGCGCAGGUUCGUUUUAUAUUCGGCUUUACCCUUAAUCUAUAUUGUUCUUCGUAUUUACGAUAUAAGCAUGAUUUCGCCAGUAUUUUAGAAGUUCUAAAUUUUUUUACUGCUAGCUUGGGGCAACCCUAG
Messenger RNA from Protopolystoma xenopodis, 342 nucleotides. NCBI's taxonomy places the organism in Eukaryota, Metazoa, Platyhelminthes, Monogenea, Polystomatidea, Polystomatidae. The record is from the annotation of a GenBank genome assembly.